Cantharellus anzutake is the source of this 876-nucleotide messenger RNA. RefSeq lists its product as uncharacterized. The record is from RefSeq and is a predicted model, not a curated record. Bases 219 to 707 code for a protein of 162 amino acids. Lineage: Eukaryota; Fungi; Basidiomycota; Agaricomycetes; Cantharellales; Hydnaceae. The transcript is spliced from 3 exons.
CCGAUCCUCUUGCAGCUAGCCAGAACACGACGUCUCGGGAUAUUGUCUGGUGGGAUUGUUUCCAUGCCAUUUAUGGCGGGGCUUCUAGCCUUUGGCUUAUCGUCACCCGGGCUUAUCACAAUCCAUACAUCAUGUGGGGCAUUGAAAGAAUCUUCUGGGUCAAACGUGCAUAAAACCGCCAGGAUCUGAAGCUCCUAUGUGCUCCUUAGUAUCACAACAUGCCACUUGCCGCCCCUCUCGCUGCGACCCUCAAGGAUCAAUCCCCUAACUUGAAAACCGCUCUACGGCUCCUUGACGCUUAUACCUCAUACUCGGAUGAAACUCUGAAGACCACUUUCGAUGAGACCGUCACGGAUGACUUUGCGCUUGUUGCACUCCCAGAGUCAUUGAGCGUAUUUGGAUGGACCCAGCUCAACAAGUUAGAAUUCAGCCUGGCUAUCCAGAGUCUUGGUUGGAAAGGGAUAAAAGGUUUGCAGUUUAUUGUCACAGAAGUAGUGGAAACCGAAAGCGAUGUAAUUCUCUGGGUAAACAUUCCGCCUCAGUCUGUUACAUUGGCAGGGGAGUCGCUCACGUCCCACCACGUGUUCAGGAACCGUUUCAACGCUGAUGGGAAAGUUGUGGAGGCAAGAUACAACCUGGACACCAAGUUUGUACAUGACUUUCUUUGGUCUGGGCCCCAGGGAACCAUAGGGCGUAGACCUGCGUAGGAAACCACUAGCAAGACCGCAGUCCCAUUUCUAGCUCCAAUAAGCAAGUAACAGUCAAUGUACAAUAUGAUGCUUGGUUUGAUUCGCCCUGUGACUGGUUGACGUCGGCUUGAUUGAGUUGUCGUUGGGGUGGGAGUUAGCCCAAUACAAUUUUGCUUCGAAAGGAACC